AUGAGUGAUGGAAAAUUAUUCGCCAAGUCCAAGUCAUCCGAACUAAGAGCUGAAUUGGACCAAGCUUUCAAGAAAUCGAAGCCUCAUAAUAGAGUAAAGAUUGUACUCAAGAAAGUAAUUGCGAAUAUAAUCUUGAACAAUAAUGAGUUGGUUAACUUGAUGCCUGAUGUAAUAAAAUUAAUGAGAAUCGAUGAUUUAGAAAUCAGGAAGAUGUGCUUUCAAUACCUUACAAAUUAUGCACAUCAUAACCCAAAAGUUGCUCAUGAAGGGCUUCCAUAUUUAAUGAGAUUCAAGGAUGAUCCAUCUCCAAUAAUGAGGGCUUUGGUAAUAAAAACAUCAUCUUCAGUUCCCAAUAAGGAUUACGUGGAGUUCACUAUUAAGAAUAUCAGGAAAUUCUUAAAGGACCCUGAUGCGCAUGUAAGGAAGACUGCGGCAUAUUCAGUUUGCAGAUUGUAUCAACAUGAUGAACGUAUGACAUCAGAAGAGAACUUCAUAGACGAUUUGAAUGAGCUCCUAUACGAUUCAAAUCAAGUCGUCGUAUCCAACACGUUAGCAGCCCUAAGCUACAUUACUGAAAAUGGGAAAUCAUUAACACUCACUAUAGAUAAGUCUCAUGCAAUGACAUUAACAACUUAUUUGGGUAAAACGAAUGAAUGGUGCCAAGUGUAUAUAUUGAACUCAUUAAUGUCAUAUGUACCCCAAACAACGAAUGAGGCUUUAGAUCUAAUUGAUGCUACAAUUCCAUCGUUGCAACAUGAAAAUUCUGCUGUUGUGUUGAAUGCAAUCAAGGUUAUUGUGUACUAUAGUAAUUACGUAAAAAAUACCCAAAUUGUCAUGCCGUCCAUACCAAAAAGGUUGGGUACCUCACUUGUGUCACUAUUGUCAAAACCUCCUGAAAUUCAAUUCCUAGUCUUGAGAAAUGUUAUAUUGCUAUUAUUAGGUAAAAAAGAAUUGGUGAACUUUGACGUUGAAAUGUUUUUCUGCAGAUUCGAUGAUCCAAUCUAUGUUAAAGAUACAAAACUCGAAAUUAUCUAUUUGCUUGCAAAUGAGAAUAACGUAGACUUAGUCCUAAACGAGCUUGAGGAAUAUGCAACUGAAGUUGAUGUUGCCAUGGCCAGAAAGGCAAUCAGGGCAUUUGGAAAUUUGGCAGUUAAAUUGGAAGGGGCGAGCCAAGAUUGUGUGGAGGUGAUCUGCGACUUGGUUUCCAAUGGUAUCUCGUAUAUAGUACAGGAAUCAGCAAUCAUUAUUAAAAACAUUUUGAGAAAGUAUCCGGGGAAAUUUAAUUUUGCAAUCGAUGUGCUACUCGAGCACUAUAAACAUAUAAACGAACCUGAUGCCAAAAUUGCAAUGAUUUGGAUUUUAGGCCAACACUGUAAAACUAUCAAUGGUGUUCGGGACAUUUUUGAAGAUUUUAUUUCAACUUUUAGAGACGAUCCUAUUGAAGUUCAAUACGCUGUACUAACAGCAGUUGUAAAACUUUAUCUUCAGAUUCCAUCUAUAGGGGAGCCCUUGGUUUUGAAAAUUUUGAAAUGGGCCACAGAAGAAGUUGAUAAUCCAGACCUUAGAGAAAGAGGCUUUUUAUAUUGGAGACUAAUCUCGUCAGAAGAAAAUCACAAGAAAGGAAUUUCAUUCCAGGAGACGACUAAGCAAAUUGUGUUGAAUUCUUGUCCUAUUAUAAACGCUGAUAAUGAUAAUAUAGAACCUACCAUUUUGGAGGAAUUAGAGUUAAAUAUAGGAACAUUGGCAUCAAUUUACUUAAAACCGGUUCAAAGCGUCUUUCGAUUUUCCAAACACAAACAAUUACAAAAUAGCCCGGCUUUAUUCGAAAGACCUCUUCCAUCACCACCAGACUCACAAAGGGACACCGAUGGUCAGAACAUGGAACAGCAACAUCAUCAAAAGAAUAACAACUAUUCACCAGCAAUGGAUUUUUCCGACAGUUAUCCAGCGUCUCGACUGGCUGGCUCCUCGCAUGACAAAAAUCUUAUAUCAAGAGAUUCGCAUAAGCCAUUAAUGCUGAGCCGUCAAUCUCACGAUUCUGCUACUUCGAGUGGAGAUGAACAUAUUAAGAAACAGAGCUUAGCUAAAAGAAUUUCAAGAAAAGCUUCUGCAAUAUCUAUUAGAGGAAAUAAGUAG
Messenger RNA from Priceomyces carsonii, 2136 nucleotides. RefSeq lists its product as uncharacterized. The record is from RefSeq and is a predicted model, not a curated record. Gene Ontology annotation, biological process: vesicle-mediated transport; intracellular protein transport. Gene Ontology annotation, molecular function: clathrin binding. Gene Ontology annotation, cellular component: membrane coat. Lineage: Eukaryota; Fungi; Ascomycota; Pichiomycetes; Serinales; Debaryomycetaceae. The transcript has a single exon. Bases 1 to 2136 code for a protein of 711 amino acids.